Molecule: messenger RNA, 3387 nt
Organism: Lycium ferocissimum
Lineage: Eukaryota; Viridiplantae; Streptophyta; Magnoliopsida; Solanales; Solanaceae
Product: phosphoenolpyruvate carboxylase 4
Exons: 20
Coding region: 27-3179 (1050 amino acids)
Biological process (GO): carbon fixation; tricarboxylic acid cycle
Cellular component (GO): cytosol
Molecular function (GO): phosphoenolpyruvate carboxylase activity
Source: RefSeq, a predicted model, not a curated record
CCAUUUUUGGUCCGAAAACAGUAAGAAUGACGGACGUAACAGAUGAUAUACAAGAAGAAAUAUCUUUCCAGGGAUUUGAAGAUGAUUGUAGGCUUCUUCAAAGCCUACUCAACGAUGUUCUUAAUAGAGAAGUUGGCCCUCAAUUCAUGGAAAAAGUUGAACGCACUCGUGUCCUUGCUCAGGGUGCGUGUAACAUGAGAAUGGCGGGAAUUGAGGACACAGCCGAGCUUCUUGAGAAACAACUGGCAUCAGAGUUGUCAAAAAUGACGCUAGAGGAAGCUCUUGCUCUUGCCCGUACAUUUAGCCAUUAUCUUAAUUUGAUGGGAAUUGCAGAAACACAUCAUAGAGUACGCAAGGCGCGAGGAGUAGCACAAAUGUCAAAAUCUUGUGAUGACAUUUUCAACCACCUCUUGCAGAGUGGUAUUCCUCCAGAUCAGCUUUAUGACACGGUUUGCAAGCAGGCGGUUGAGAUUGUUCUCACUGCACAUCCCACACAAAUAAACCGUCGUACCUUACAAUACAAACACAUCAGGAUUGCACACCUUUUGGAAUAUAAUGACAGGCCUGAUCUUGGGACUGAAGACAGAGAGAUGCUAAUUGAAGAUCUGGUCAGAGAGAUGACAUCUAUAUGGCAAACAGAUGAGCUCCGACGGCACAAACCUACUCCAGUCGAUGAAGCUAGGGCUGGUUUACAUAUUGUGGAACAGACGCUGUGGAAAGCUGUACCCCAUUAUUUACGUCGAGUCAGCAAUGCUUUGAAAAAGCAUACUGGAAGGCCUCUACCAUUGACUUGCACGCCGAUAAGAUUUGGAUCUUGGAUGGGGGGCGAUCGAGACGGAAAUCCAAAUGUCACAGCAAAGGUCACAAAAGAUGUCUCUCUUCUGUCCAGGUGGAUGGCUAUUGAUCUUUAUGUAAGAGAAAUAGAUAGCCUCAGAUUUGAACUUUCCAUGAAUCAAUGCAGUGAAAGAUUUGCAAGACUGGCACAUGAUAUCUUAGAAAAAGGAAAUACUUCUGAAGAUCACCUUGAUUCGUGGAAUCAAUCUUCAAAUUGGAGUCAAUCAAAACAUCAAGGACAACAUGCUCCUCCUUUCCCUACACAGCUUCCUACCGGAGCUGAUCUGCCCUCUUGCACAGAAUGCAGUGAUGUUGAGUCCCACUAUCCUAGACUGGCUCUUCCUGGGACAGAAUUCAUACCACUAAAAAAUCAGGAUGGUCAGACUACUUCAAAAGUGGGUUCCCUUGCUGUUGAUACCAGUAAAACUACUGAAAAGGCAUAUGGAAAUGGAAAUAUAACACCGCGUUCUGCUUCGUUAAGCGCUAGUCAGCUUCUCCAAAGGAAACUUUUUGCCGAGACCCAGGUUGGAAAGGCCAGCUUCCAAAAGCUACUGGAACCAAGCUCAUCACAGAGACCUGGAAUUGCGCCUUAUAGAAUUGUCCUUGGCGAUGUAAAAGAAAAGCUCCUCAAGACACGGAAGCGUCUGGAGCUUCUUCUUGAAGAUCUUCCGUGUGACCAUGAUCCUUGGGAUUAUUAUGAAACAUCACAUCAGCUUUUGGAACCGCUGCUAUUGUGCUAUGACUCGCUGCAAUCAUGUGGUUCUGGGGUUCUAGCUGAUGGGAGGCUUGCUGACCUAAUCAGGCGAGUUGCUACAUUUGGGAUGGUCUUAAUGAAGCUUGAUCUUCGUCAGGAAUCUGGUAGGCACUCUGAGGCUCUUGAUGCUAUCACGAAAUACUUGGACAUGGGUACAUAUAGUGAGUGGGAUGAAGAACAAAAGCUGGACUUUCUGAUUAAAGAGCUAAAGGGAAAAAGGCCUUUGGUUCCUCCUACUAUAGAGGUUCCGCCUGAUGUGAAAGAAGUCUUGGACACGUUCAAAGUAGCAGCUGAAUUAGGAAGUGAUUCACUUGGAGCUUAUGUUAUUUCCAUGGCUUCAAAUGCCAGUGAUGUCCUAGCUGUAGAACUUUUACAGAAGGAUGCACGCCUUGCUGUUGCUGGGGAGCUAGGCAGACCUUGUCCCGGUGGAACAAUGCGGGUGGUUCCUCUGUUUGAGACCGUGAAAGACUUGAGGGAAGCUGGCUCGGUGAUUAGAAGAUUACUAUCAAUUGAUUGGUACAGGGACCACAUCAUAAAGAACCACAAUGGACAUCAGGAGGUUAUGGUUGGUUAUUCUGAUUCUGGCAAAGAUGCUGGCCGUUUCACUGCUGCAUGGGAGCUUUACAAAGCUCAAGAAGAUGUUGUAGCUGCAUGUAAUGAAUUUGGCAUUAAAGUCACUCUGUUCCAUGGGCGCGGUGGAAGCAUUGGCCGUGGUGGUGGUCCUACAUACCUUGCAAUUCAAUCCCAGCCACCCGGCUCUGUUAUGGGAACUCUUAGAUCUACGGAACAAGGAGAAAUGGUGCAGGCAAAAUUUGGAUUACCCCAAAUGGCUGUUCGGCAGCUAGAGAUAUACACUACAGCUGUUCUACUUGCUACUUUACGUCCCCCACAGCCUCCGAGGGAACAAAAAUGGCGUAAUCUGAUGGAAGACAUAUCAAAUUUGAGCUGCAAGAGUUACAGAAGCACAGUAUAUGAAAACCCCGAGUUCCUUACUUACUUCCACGAAGCGACACCUCAGGCUGAGUUGGGAUUUCUCAACAUUGGUAGCCGUCCAACAAGGAGAAAGAGUUCAGGUGGAAUCGGUCAACUCCGUGCAAUUCCAUGGAUAUUCGCAUGGACCCAAACAAGAUUUGUCCUCCCUGCAUGGCUAGGAGUUGGAGCAGGCUUGAAGGGUGUUUGUGACAAGGGACAUACAGAAGACUUGCGAGCAAUGUAUAGAGAAUGGCCCUUCUUCCAGUCAACUGUUGAUCUUAUAGAGAUGGUUUUAGGGAAAGCAGACAGUCCUAUAGCCAAGCAUUAUGAUGAUGUUCUAGUGUCUGAGUCACGUAGAGAACUCGGUGCAGAAAUGCGGAGGGAGCUCUUGACAACAGGAAACUAUGUCCUAUUGGUUACUGGUCAUGAGAAACUAUCAGCAAACAACCGUAGCUUGCGGAGGUUGAUCGAGAGCAGGCUUCCAUAUCUUAACCCAAUGAAUAUACUGCAGGUGGAGAUAUUAAAGAGGUUGAGACGUGACGAGGAUAACAAUAAGCUUAGAGACGCAUUGCUUAUUACCAUAAAUGGCAUUGCUGCCGGUAUGAGGAACACCGGCUGAAGGCCGAUAAAUUCAGCUACAUAGACCUUUAAGUAUUUGAUAAAAAAUCUUUACAGUACUUAUGCAGAAUAUAAAAAAAUCAGUGUUUAUCCUUCGAUAACCUAUCAGUAGUCUUGAUUUUCUUGACCUUCCUCUGGUGAAUUUUGUGGUUAAGCAUUUGAACGAUCAAACAGCUAAGGUCUUUUAUCGAAUGAAAUGACUUGGUGUA